UCAUUGCAGAAAGUCGAUUUAUUCCAUUAUUUCUCCUAGGUGUAAACGCGAAGUGCAUUUAUUUUAACAAGAAGAGGAUGGCUCAAAGUAAACUUAACGAUUUGGCUGGUAAAUUCGGCAAAGGAGGCCCACCCGGUCUGACCACUGGUCUUAAAUUCUUGGCCGCCAUAGGAGCUGCUGCCUAUGGAAUCAAUCAAUCACUCUAUACCGUUGAUGGUGGUCACCGUGCCAUUAUCUUUAGCCGACUUGGCGGCAUUCAAAAUGAUAUCUAUUCUGAGGGUCUACAUUUCCGCAUUCCAUGGUUCCAAUACCCCAUCAUCUAUGAUAUUCGUUCUCGCCCUCGCAAAAUUUCAUCACCCACUGGCUCCAAGGAUUUGCAAAUGAUCAAUAUCUCAUUGCGUGUACUUUCACGUCCCGACUCUUCGCGUUUACCCUCAGUGCAUCGUCAAUUGGGUUUGGACUAUGAUGAGAAAGUGUUGCCCUCCAUUUGUAAUGAAGUGCUCAAAGGUGUAGUGGCCAAAUUCAAUGCAUCACAGUUAAUUACCCAGCGUGCACAGGUUUCCUUAUUGAUCCGCAAGGAAUUGAUGGAACGUGCUCGCGAUUUUAACAUUAUCUUGGAUGAUGUCUCCUUGACCGAAUUGAGUUUUGGCAAGGAAUACACAGCUGCCGUUGAAGCCAAACAGGUUGCCCAACAAGAGGCCCAACGUGCUGUGUUCUUUGUUGAACGCGCCAAACAAGAGAAACAACAAAAGAUUGUUCAAGCUGAGGGUGAAGCCGAAGCAGCUAAAAUGUUAGGUCUGGCUGUUAAACAGAAUCCCGCUUACUUGAAACUGCGUAAAUUGCGUGCUGCACAAAGUAUAGCCAGAACCAUUGCCACCUCACAGAACAAGGUCUACCUCUCGGCCGAUAGCUUGAUGUUGAACAUCCAAGAUUCCGGUUUCGAUGAUAUGACUGAGAAAGUUUACAAAACUCUCCCGGAUGAUUUACUCACACAUCAGCCCUAUUAACAGCAAGAAAAGGGAAAUGCAUUUGAUAAGCCAUUUGAUUUUUUUCAUUUUGAAUCACUUUUUUGUUAAUGCAUAUAUCUUUUUUUAAUACUUUUAAUUUUAAAAUGGUUUUUUUUUAUAUAUAACUGCUGAAUCCAUAUAUAGAGAUAUGUUAUAAACCAAUGGUAGCAGCUUCCUUAUAAUUCAUGGAUGUAAAUUACUUUAAUUUCAUCAUCAUAGUUUUUAAGUUGAAAAGAGAAACUAAAUUGUUAACCCAAAAUUUAAGAUGCUUUUGAAACAAAGGCUUUACACCGAACUGAAUAAUUUGUAUUACCCUAUUCGCAUUUGAAAAGUGUCAGGCACUUAAUACAAAAGCAUACUUAAUAAGAUCUUAUUGUUAAAUACAAAAAUCCUAUAAACAAAAACAAUAACCACAAAAUGUCUUCUAGUUGUUUGAUAGCGAAAAGGCGAAUAAACGUAAAGCAACGAUUGAAUAAAAGUUUUAAUUUCUGUUUAAAGUA
Molecule: messenger RNA, 1507 nt
Organism: Stomoxys calcitrans (stable fly)
Lineage: Eukaryota; Metazoa; Arthropoda; Insecta; Diptera; Muscidae
Gene: Phb2
Product: prohibitin-2
Exons: 7
Coding region: 78-1007 (309 amino acids)
Biological process (GO): mitochondrion organization
Cellular component (GO): membrane; mitochondrion
Source: RefSeq, a predicted model, not a curated record